CAGAAAUUCAAUACUUCAACAGUCUGAUUAUCUGUAGAAUACUUACAGUGUUUGUGGUUUCAAAAUGGCUCUCAAGGCUUUAGUUGGACAAAAGAUUAUGAAUGAAGUGAUCCGCUAUCGCGGACCUAAAGGAAAGGAGUCUCAACAUAUAGAAUGGCGAAUUUUGAUUGUGGAUCAACUGUCAAUGCGCAUGGUCUCUGCAUGUUGCAAGAUGCAUGAUAUAUCUGCUGAAGGCAUCACUUUGGUUGAAGACAUCCACAAGAAGCGAGAACCACUAUGUACCAUGGACGGAAUUUACCUCAUUACACCAUCAGAAAAAUCUGUGCAUGCUCUUAUCAAUGAUUUUUCUGUCGGUAAUCGCAUCAUGUAUAAGGCAGCUCAUGUAUUCUUCACUGAAGUGUGUCCUGAGGAGUUGUUUAAUGAGUUGUGCAAGUCUACAGCAGCAAGAAAAAUUAAAACUCUCAAGGAAAUUAACAUCGCUUUCUUACCAUAUGAAAGUCAGGUAUUCUCGUUGGAUUCACCAGAGACCUUCCAGUGCAUGUAUAAUCCUGUAUUAGCCCAAACACGCAAUGCUAACAUGGAACGUAUAGCUGAGCAAAUUGCUACUCUCUGUGCCACACUUGGGGAAUACCCGUCUGUGCGCUAUCGCAGUGAUUGGGAGCGCAAUGUUGAACUCGCUCAACUUAUACAACAGAAACUUGAUGCUUACAAGGCUGAUGAGCCAACAAUGGGUGAAGGACCUGAGAAAGCGCGUUCCCAGCUUCUUGUUCUGGAUCGUGGAUUCGAUUGUGUAUCUCCUUUGCUGCAUGAACUUACUCUUCAGGCAAUGGCAUACGACCUUCUACCUAUUGAGAAUGAUGUCUAUAAGUAUGAUGCAUCUCAAGGUCAAUUUAAAGAGGUGUUGUUAGAUGAAAACGAUGAACUAUGGGUUGAACUCAGACACCAACACAUAGCUGUUGUGUCCACAUCGGUCACCAAAAAACUGAAGACAUUCACUGAAUCGAAGCGAAUGGGAGGCGGUGACAAACAGUCGAUGCGAGAUCUGUCACAAAUGAUCAAGAAAAUGCCGCAAUACCAGAAAGAGCUGUCAAAAUAUGCGACACAUUUACGUCUUGCUGAGGAUUGUAUGAAAGAAUAUCAAGGCUUUGUGGACAAACUCUGUAAAGUUGAACAGGAUCUUGCAAUGGGAACCGAUGCCGAAGGUGAAAAAAUAAAGGAUCAUAUGAGGAGCAUUGUGCCUGUUCUUUUAGAUCAAAGUGUAACAAAUUACAACAAAAUGCGCAUCAUCGCGCUGUACAUCAUGUCAAAGAAUGGCAUAUCGGAAGAAAAUCUGAACAAGUUGGUUACUCAUGCACAGCUCGAUCACUCGGACAAGCAAGCAUUACUUAAUCUCGCCAAUCUUGGCCUGAAUGUCGUUAUUGAUGGUAACAGAAAGAAACAAUAUCAAGUACCGAGAAAAGAACGAAUUACGGAACAAACGUAUCAAAUGUCACGAUGGACACCUGUGAUUAAAGACAUUAUUGAAGAUGCAAUUGAUGAUAAGUUGGACCAACGCCAUUUCCCGUUUUUGGCGGGACGUGCCCAGACUUCCGGAUAUCAAGCCCCGACAAGUGUUCGUUAUGGUCAUUGGCACAAAGAUAAGGCACAGCAGACCAUCAAAAAUGUACCCCGCCUCAUUGUCUUUGUAGUUGGAGGUGUGUGUUUCUCCGAGAUCCGUUGUGCCUACGAAGUGACAGCCGCUCUGAAGAACUGGGAAGUAAUCAUAGGCUCGUCCCACAUUAUGGCACCAGAAACUUUCCUCGCCGAUCUAAACUCACUUACUGCCUAAAUCGCUGAGACAGUUUGCAGUAAUAUUGCUUCUACUAAAGAAAGGGCCUUGACUUUUGCAGGCAUAUGUAGAUUGAGAUCAAAUUACAAAUUAGAUAACGGUAUUCUUUCGAGCAUCAAUUGUGAUAUAACUUAAAUCAUUACAAGUACGUGUGAUUCGAAGUAUAUUUAAAACCCAAAUCCUAAUAUUCGUAACGUUAGUAUUAUCAACAUCAGUUAACUAGUCAAGCAACUAGAGACACCUCUUUCUUUAUAAUGUAUGUGGCAGUAACCGAUAUAAUUAUAUGGGAUGUAUAAUACCAUUGUGACGGAGUCACCGUACGUGAUCACGUUAAGCUGUAUAAUCUAUAUUGCCAGCAAUAAGUAUCCCCAUUAAUAAUAAUAUUAUUAUGUUAAUUCUUAUAAUUAGUAAACGGGUAAGUCCUCUAAGAGCCCUUCUUAAAUCAAAUCUUUCAAAUUCAGACGCGCGUAACAGAGAAGCAAUAUAAUUAUAAGAAGCAAUAGAAAAAUUCAUCUGAAAGAAUAUAAAUGAACCCUAUUCUGAACGGAGUCUGAAUUAUAAUUAUAACUCUCAUUUAUUUAAGAACUCUAAGUAAUAUUUACGCUUCUUCCAAUUACAUGAAACUUGUUCUUUGCGCUGUAAUUUUACUAUUAUGUUAAUACCAACCGCCUUCUAUCAAUUUUGAUUGUAAAAUAAUGUCAUUUUUAUCGAUCAAAUUUAUUUAAUUGUCAAUUACAUCUUCACUUUAUUUUAUUUGUGAUAUGAUAAUGAUUGUUCAAGCUACGGAUAUAUUUUAUAUAGUUUUGUUACAAAUAUGUAGAAAGUUUAUAUUGUUAUAAAGUAUAGUUUUAAGUGUCCUAUUCGUUUAAUUCUAAUUGUAUAAUAUAAAUUAUUAUCUCUUAGUUAAUAUAUAUUUUAAAAUUUUACUCUAAUCAUGCAGUGUACUUGAAUAAACGUCGUCACUUCGUUUUCCCCUCGAAGGCAAGAAAACGGAUAUUUAGAUUUUAUCUAACGUUUAAAAAACAUUUAAUACAUAGAUUAGGUAUCGUUUAAAUUAUUGUAACUUGUCAAUAGUAUAUAUAAAAAAUGUCUUUGUGUGUCGUUAUCCUAAUUGCUUCACUCCGACGCCAGACAUAGCUUCAAAUUUUAAAAUU
This is a messenger RNA of Achroia grisella, 2982 nucleotides long. RefSeq names its product protein ROP (gene Rop). NCBI's taxonomy places the organism in Eukaryota, Metazoa, Arthropoda, Insecta, Lepidoptera, Pyralidae. Gene Ontology annotation, molecular function: syntaxin binding. The transcript has 15 exons. Gene Ontology annotation, cellular component: plasma membrane; secretory granule. Gene Ontology annotation, biological process: vesicle-mediated transport; intracellular protein transport; neurotransmitter secretion. The record is from RefSeq and is a predicted model, not a curated record. The coding region runs from base 65 to 1828 and encodes 587 amino acids.